UUUGUCUGACGCUUUUUGAAUGUAUCUUCCAGGGUCUUUGUACAAGUAAGAGGCCAUGUUUCUGCUUCAAGCUAAAGUUAAUACAGGAUUCGAAAACCCACAGCAGAAAAUAAAUCCUGCUGUUUAAUGGAAAAAUACAGAAGUAACAAAUCUAUUUCAGUUUUCUGUUCACACACAGUUUCAUUUAGGUGGAUGAUCACUGUUGGUGCUUGAGGUCUUUAAAUGUCUGUCACAUGAUAUCGACCUCUCUCGACUUUAUACAUCAUCAUAUCUACUGCAGAGAUGUGGAACAUCUCCAUAUUAAUGUGCCUUUGGAAAGGGAGAUCGUAAUCAAAAUCAUGUCUGAUGGUCAAAUCUCCAGAUAAUUUGUCUGUACACUUUACUUCUGGGUCAAAACGGAUGUAUAAGAACAUGUGUGUGUGUUCAGAAGACCACAACAUCCUUUUUUAACAGUUUGACACCCAUGGUGUGAGUUUGUAGAUAUUUUGGGUGUAUUGUUUCAGUCCACUAAGUACUUUUACUUCUCACACACUGAAGAAGAGAUGAAGAUGCUGCAGUUGGUUCUGAUUCUGCUCGUGCUGUCUGGUGUUUUCACUCAGGACAGUAAAUGGGGUGUGAAAUAUCCUGAUAAACCGAUCUGUGCUGUGAGAGGAUUCAGUGUCUCCAUUAACUGUAGUUAUUCUUAUCCACAAGGUCAUCAGGUGAAACAAAAGCUUUGGUGCUCGAUGAACUCAAACACAUAUAAGUGUGAAGCCCCACCGUAUGUUUACGACAGUUCAUUAAACACCAAGUCAGACUUUGAGUUCACUGGAGACGACAAAUCAGACUGUACUUUAUUAAUCCACAAUGUACAGUUCAGUUAUUCUGGAGUUUACAAAUUCAGAUUUAUUACUAAUGUGACUGGUGGUAAAUGGACAGGUGAACCUGGAGCGACAAUACAAGUUACAGAUUUAAAGGUGUCACUAAUCAGACUCAGUGGAAACGGAACCCUUAAACAAGGAGACUCCUUAAAUCUGACGUGUGAUGUGAGCUGCACACACACUUCCUCACAGUUUGUGUGGUCUAAGAACAACCAGAGUUUAUAUACAUCAGGACCCGUUCUUCACUUUCCUGCUCUAACCCUGAGGGAUUCUGGGGAUUACACCUGCACUUGGGGAACCGGUGAGACGUCAGGAUCUGAAACCAUCAGCCUUCACGUGGAGGGUUUUGAUCAAUGGAAAAUCUGGAUCAUUAUUUUGAUUAUUGUGAUUUUGGUGAUCGUAGCCACUGUAAUUUAUCUCAGGAGGAAACGUGAGAGAGGUGAAGAGAACGCACAGGAUGGAGCAAACACACACGAUAAACAGCCGAAGCCACAGCCGAGCUCUGUUCCUCAACUAGAUGAUGAAACAUUGCCUGAGGAGGAAGUGACUUACGCGAGAGUGUGUGUCAAAGACAAGAAAGUAACACAAGGGUGUGCCAACACCGAGCAACAGAAGGAGGAUGAUAAUGUCAUCUACAGCACUGUCAUUAAAUCCUGAUCACAUUAUUACAUCUCCAUCAAACUCAUCAGAUCUGUAAAGAUUUCUGUGGGAACCUGUGAGAAGUUUAAUAUGAAUAUAAAAUACAUCUCAUCAAUUCCAGAUUAGUGUUUAUUCAUAUCAUUAAGUGAGAGUAUCUCAGUGUUUGACCCUUGAUUAGAACAUUGCCUUUAGUUUAAUAUUCACUCUGGCUUUUAUUCCUUCAUUAAUUGUUCAGUCAUGAGCAGAACAUCAUGUACACACACAUGAGCAAUAUAGAGCAAUGAGCAGCCAGUAUGACUACAGGAACCAGAAGGAACUUCUCACUUAACCGCUGUUAAAAAAAGUUCCUCUAAAGUGAUAGAGUUCAAACACCAGCAGAUCUGUUUUUCCAGUCUCCUAACAUUGUAUUUAAAAAAAAACAAAACCCUUAAAAAUAAUUUGAAUUUCGAUAAAGUAAAUGUGGUUUCAGCUGUUUACCAUAUUGUUUAUAGUGCAGGGACAUUUUUACUCAAAAGAUUAUAAAUUCUGAUUCUCUGUGACCAUUAAUGCAGGGGCUAAAUCACAGAAAUCACAUCACUGUACAUUCUUAACUAUAGAACUUGUAGAUGCUUUUGUAAAGUCAUUAAUAAAUGUUACCGGUAAUUUCUUAUUUUAAUGGAUCGUGGGAUUCUGCAUGAGAACCUUAAACCUCUGUUUAUUAGACAUUAUGACUGUUUCAUGGAACACAUCACUUUAUCAACUUCUAGGCUGUUUAAUGCAGGACAGUGAUGUAAUUUUUGGACUCCAGACUUUACGGAUGUCUCAGAUUUCUUCAUUCGAUUCACUGAUCCUGUUGUGUACGUCGUGUCUUUCAUAAAAAAUAAA
Tachysurus fulvidraco (yellow catfish) is the source of this 2363-nucleotide messenger RNA. RefSeq lists its product as uncharacterized. Lineage: Eukaryota; Metazoa; Chordata; Actinopteri; Siluriformes; Bagridae. The transcript has 7 exons. Bases 543 to 1517 code for a protein of 324 amino acids. The record is from RefSeq and is a predicted model, not a curated record.